This is a messenger RNA of Ceratitis capitata (Mediterranean fruit fly), 1793 nucleotides long. RefSeq names its product glutamyl-tRNA(Gln) amidotransferase subunit B, mitochondrial (gene GatB). NCBI's taxonomy places the organism in Eukaryota, Metazoa, Arthropoda, Insecta, Diptera, Tephritidae. The record is from RefSeq and is a predicted model, not a curated record. The transcript has 9 exons. Gene Ontology annotation, biological process: mitochondrial translation; glutaminyl-tRNAGln biosynthesis via transamidation. The coding region runs from base 110 to 1675 and encodes 521 amino acids. Gene Ontology annotation, molecular function: glutaminyl-tRNA synthase (glutamine-hydrolyzing) activity.
AGCUGCUAGGUUAUCAGCUGAUGCACCAUCGACACAACAGAUGGGUAUAUUUUAAAUGUGUUUAUUAGCAAAUUUUUUAAUAUGAACAACUAAGUUUUAUCCUUACAAAAUGUACAGAAAACUUUUAUUUAGUAAAAGCUCUUGCAGACGGCUUUCAACACAGUAUCAAGUUGCUAAAGCUCAAUUACAAGAUUGGAAGAGUGUUGUUGGCUUAGAAGUUCACGCACAAUUGCUUACUAAAUCGAAAUUAUUUUCUGGCAGUAGCAAUGUAUUCGGAGCGCCACUUAAUACCGCUGUUUCGUACUUCGAUGCCUCUCUACCGGGUACAUUACCUGUACUUAACAGGAAAUGUGUUGAAAUUGGGAUAAAGACUGCUGCUGCACUUGGAUGCCGGAUCAACGAAGUGUCUAUGUUCGAUCGUAAACAUUAUUUCUAUGCGGAUUUGCCGGUCGGCUAUCAAAUAACUCAACAAAGAGCAGCUUUAGCAAAUGAUGGAGAAUUAAAGUUUCCUGUCAUAGUACCAGGCAAGAAAACAUACUACAAAAAAGCGCGUUUAUUACAGUUACAAUUAGAACAGGACAGCGGAAAAUCCUUACAUGACGAAGAAUUAAAGAGGAGCCUUGUCGAUCUUAACCGAGCCGGUGCUCCACUUAUAGAAUUGGUAUUUGCGCCAGAUCUCGAAACUGGUGAGGAAGCGUCAUCAUUAGUUAAAGAAUUAAUAUUAAUCUUAAAGUCUCUUCAUGCUUGUUCCUGUAAAAUGGAAGAGGGAGCGCUUCGAGUUGAUGCUAAUAUUUCAAUUCACAAGUGUGGUGAGCCUUUUGGUGUACGUACUGAGGUAAAAAAUAUUGGCUCUGUGCGUAGUAUUUCUCAGGCAAUUACAUACGAAAUACAACGGCAGUUCGAUGUCGUCUCAAAAGGUGGUACCAUCACUAAUGAAACUCGUUCUUGGGAUGCAACAACUCGUUGCACAAUACCUAUGCGUGAUAAAGAAGUGUUGCAAGACUAUCGCUUCAUGCCGGAACCGAAUCUACCACCAUUACGCUUAAAUCUAUCUUCAAGCGCCGACUCUAGUACAAGCUCCGAUAUUAUUUCGGUAGCAUCAAUUACUAAAGACAUACCAGAAUUGCCAGAGGAUACCCGUUCAAAUUUAAUCAAAACGUAUCAAUUGAAUCAGGAUGUGGCUGUCAUUUUAGUGAAUGAGCCUGUAUUGCUAGAGUACUUUUUGAACGUCAUUGAACACAUUCCUAGCAUACCGGCAAAACUAGUAACCAACUUUUUAAUAAACGAUCUAUUAACUUUUUGUAACAAAGCUAAUAUAGACGUUGAAAGCUGCCAACUUACCUACACUCACCUGGAGGAUAUUCUUACAGCACUGAAUGCUGGUACUAUAAAUCUACAAGCUUGUAGGCAGCUUAUUGAAUUCCUACAUCAGGAUCCAACACAAAAUGUGCAAACGCUUAUACGGGACCGAAAUAUGGAACAAAUUACGGAGGAUGAAACGAUAGAGCAGUUAUGUCGACAAGCGAUUGAACGCCAAGAACAAGCUGUGAAACAAUACAAAAGUGGUAAAAAGAAAGCAUUAUUUGCUAUUGUUGGCGAAGUAUCCAAGUUGUCCAAACAAAAGGCUAAUAUGAAAAUGGUUGUCGCUUACCUGGAGAAGAUGUUAAAGUCAUAAUAAAAAACUCACUGGCGAAUUGUAUACCAAACGUAUUUUUUAUUUGCUCAAAGUGUACGAUACAAGUGUAUUGUUGAGUUAAAUAUUCAUUCUACAAAUAUAAUUUCGUUAUUUAUUC